This is a messenger RNA of Fusarium coffeatum, 1548 nucleotides long. RefSeq lists its product as uncharacterized. The transcript is spliced from 6 exons. The record is from RefSeq and is a predicted model, not a curated record. Gene Ontology annotation, molecular function: carbohydrate:proton symporter activity. Lineage: Eukaryota; Fungi; Ascomycota; Sordariomycetes; Hypocreales; Nectriaceae. The coding region runs from base 1 to 1548 and encodes 515 amino acids. Gene Ontology annotation, cellular component: membrane. Gene Ontology annotation, biological process: transmembrane transport; carbohydrate transport.
AUGUCUAAAGAGCUUGAACAGCCUCAAGGUGAUCAUCUUCAGAAUGUCACAAGCGAAAAGAAAGAAGCUAUUCAGACCCCAGAAGCCAUCGCAACAGCGCUCGACAAUGUAGGAGCUCCGUCCCCGUGGGGCAGAGGCCAUCUACAACUGUACAUGGCUUGUGCGCUGAUCUACCUGUGUUCAACCAUGAACGGUUACGAUGGCUCGCUUAUGGGUUCCUUGAAUGUCAUCCCCGAGUAUCAACAGUACUACGGACUGGGCGACAAAGGCUCGACCUCGACAGGCUUGGUCUUCUCCAUUUUCCAGAUCGGACAAAUGGCCGGCGCCUUGUUCGUCUGGAUAUGCGACUGGAGAGGUCGGAAAAUCACCAUUGCUGUCACUUCAUUCCUUAUCUGUGCUUCUGCUGUUUUUACCGCAGUGGCCCCAACUUUGUCUUCCUUUAUCGGCGCAAGGUUUCUCCUCAGCUUUUUCUCAACCAUUAACACCGUCGCUGCACCAAUGCUACUCGUCGAGAUUGCACCACCACUUUAUCGAGCAACUGUGGCAGGAAUAUUCAAUACCUUGUGGUACAUUGGAAGCAUCUUAGCAUCAUUCGCGAUGUACGGCGCCAAUAUCCACUUGAGCGGCAACAUCAAGUGGCGGCUCCCCCUCUGGCUGCAGAUACUUUGCCCCGGAAUUGUCUGUCUUGGCAGUUGGCUACUCCCCGAGAGUCCGAGAUGGCAGGUCGCCCAAGGAAGGAUUCAAGAAGCUCGCGCGUUUAUUAUUAAGCAUCACGCAAAUGGAGACGCCGACCACCCCAUAGUCAACAUCGAAAUGCAGGAGAUCCAAGACUCGCUCAUCGAGGUUCAAGGCCGAUCCCAAUGGGCUUGUUUUGAUCUACGAAGCCUUUACAAGUCUCGCAAUCGGCGAUAUCGUCUUAUGCUAGUUAUCGCCAUGUCCUGGUUCGGCCAAUUCUCAGGCAAUAACGUUUCGAGUUACUAUCUGCCACUUAUGGUUGAGAACGUCGGUAUCACAUCUACGAACAUGGUUCUUUUGCUGAACGCAUUCUAUGCAUUAUCUGGAUGGAUAGCUGCUACAAUUGGAGCUCGUCUCCAUGAUGUUGUUGGUAGGCGCAAGAUGCUGAUGGGAUCUUGUCUGGGUAUGUCAAUUGCGCUUGCUAUCGUCGCCGCCACCGCAGCCGAGUAUGAGCGCUCUGGUAGCACCCCCUCAAGCUCAGCAAGCAUUGCAUUCAUCUUCAUCUUCGGGGUUGUGUUUGCAGUCGGCUUCACUCCGAUGCAACCCAUCUAUCCAGCAGAGGUCCUAGCUAAUGACAUGCGAGCCAACGGCAUGAUGGUAUAUAUGAUAGCUUCAGGCGUUGCAAGCUUUGUCAACACCUUCGCAGCUCCAGUUGCUAUGAAGAAUAUUCGAUACUGGUUCUAUGUAUUCUUCGUGUUUUGGGAUCUAUUUGAGUUUACCUUCAUUUACUUUUUCUUUGUGGAGACGAAGGGUCGGACUUUGGAAGAAUUGGACGCUGUGUUCGAAGCUAAGAACCCACGUAAAGCGAUCUAA